CAGAAAAACAGAACCAUUAUGGGCGGAGCUUCUGUUUUGCACUCAACCAUGGCUAAUUCGCUGUCAAUCCACACUCGCCCUUUUCAUUGGUCGAGAGCUUGAGAGGUUAAUUAGUAUUCACAAAAAAAAAAAUGGCGUCUGUUAAGCGAGAAAGAAGAGAGAAAGGGUUUUAUUCGUCAUUACACAACACUACGUCGGAGGAUAUAUUACCGAUUUGUAAGAAAGUUAGGAGAAUUAAGGGAACAGGCCGCUUAUGGGAAGUGGAGCGAUUGAUAUCGCGGAGAUCUACUAAAGGAAAAACCGAGUUUCUUGUUCAGURGAAAGGUUUCUCUCCUUAUGAAGCUAGCUGGCAGGACGAAAGCGAAAUAACUCCGGAAUGUCUACGAUUGUUCUUUAAUCCAUCUCUAGAACAAAUGACUAUAUACAACGAGGUGGCAACAUUGAGGGCGGCAGUAGAGGGGCACCUGUUAUCCAAAUCCAGACUGCCAGUUACUGUUACUUUUCGUGGUGAUGUAUUUAGGUGGCUAUUUGAAAACAAGGGAAACAAAGAAAAGGGGUGGCUAUAUCUUUACAAAAGACAUUUUCAUAAGAAAUAUUUCCCCCCAUGUGGGAUCACUGCUGUGACUCUCAUGGCCAGGGUAUAAAGGUUUUCUACCCUAUGAAAAUUAGAGCCUUUAUAUCCUGGUCACCAAAGAAGUAUUACCUAAAAGGGGGCAAAUAUAUACCUUGCUCUAGGUUGUAUUUAGAAAGGGCAACAUUCUCCUUUGUAAAGGUAGCAUUAUGUGAUAGUGAUGAUUAAGUCURAUAAUUAAUCUAAUAUCCUCAAUCAAACUUUGCAAAGGAGAAUGUUGUAGACUAUUAUUAUUGACAUGACUGUGGGUUUACAAAUUGUGUAUGUAGCUUAUUUCUAUAUAAUCAGUGGUUAGUCAAAAACA
Actinia tenebrosa (Australian red waratah sea anemone) is the source of this 935-nucleotide messenger RNA. Its product is annotated as chromobox protein homolog 1-like. The record is from RefSeq and is a predicted model, not a curated record. NCBI's taxonomy places the organism in Eukaryota, Metazoa, Cnidaria, Anthozoa, Actiniaria, Actiniidae.